This is a messenger RNA of Chrysochloris asiatica (Cape golden mole), 507 nucleotides long. RefSeq names its product tubulin polymerization-promoting protein family member 2 (gene TPPP2). Gene Ontology annotation, cellular component: microtubule. Gene Ontology annotation, biological process: microtubule polymerization; microtubule bundle formation; positive regulation of protein polymerization. Gene Ontology annotation, molecular function: tubulin binding. The record is from RefSeq and is a predicted model, not a curated record. The coding region runs from base 1 to 507 and encodes 168 amino acids. NCBI's taxonomy places the organism in Eukaryota, Metazoa, Chordata, Mammalia, Afrosoricida, Chrysochloridae. The transcript has 3 exons.
AUGGCAUCCGAAGCAGAGAAAACUUUCCAGCGGUUUGCUGUCUUUGGAGACUCAUCUAGUAGUGGUACUGAAAUGAACAACAAGAACUUCUCCAAGCUAUGCAAAGACUGUGGCAUCAUGGAUGGCAAGAUGGUCACAUCUACUGACGUGGACAUCGUUUUCAGCAAAGUCAAGGCCAAGAAUGCCAGAACCAUCACAUUUGCACAGUUCCAGGAGGCAAUGAAGGAGCUGGGCCAGAAACGGUUCAAAGGGAAGAAUCCAGAUGAAGCCCUCGAGAACAUUUAUAAACUCAUGGAGGCCAAGGACCCAGCCACUACCAGUGCUACUAAAGCCACAACGGUAGGUGGAGUGGACCGGCUGACAGACACCAGCAAGUAUACUGGUUCCCACAAGGAACGCUUUGAUGAGAGUGGUAAAGGCAAGGGCCUCGCAGGACGGGAAGACGUGACUGACAACUCUGGCUAUGUGAGUGGCUACAAGGGUGCUGGCACCUAUGAAAAGAAGUAG